Anopheles funestus (African malaria mosquito) is the source of this 8610-nucleotide messenger RNA. RefSeq lists its product as uncharacterized. NCBI's taxonomy places the organism in Eukaryota, Metazoa, Arthropoda, Insecta, Diptera, Culicidae. Gene Ontology annotation, cellular component: plasma membrane. Gene Ontology annotation, molecular function: protein binding. The record is from RefSeq and is a predicted model, not a curated record. The transcript has 18 exons. The coding region runs from base 1004 to 4723 and encodes 1239 amino acids.
AAGCAUGCCACGAUGCAAACUACUCUCAACUCACGGUCUACUUCGGUGUGCCUGCCAGUCAGUCGAGAUGUAGAUUUGGUGCGGUUCGUAGGAAUACAUUUUUGCACGCUGCGUGUACACACUGUUUGGUGGUCCGCCGAUAGAAAGGAAAAGAAGCUACCACUAACCUCCCACCACCCCCGUUGGCUACGUGGAAGCUUCCCCGUGUGGAGCUGCACUUGAGACGUGUUUGGAAACAAAACGUAAAUUGGCAAAAAGGCGUUUAAAACCAAAGAGAAAAGAAAAAAACAAAAUCAACAUUCGUGUACGAUGUGUACGAGUUGUGACGAGUGUCAAGUGUGAUUGCGAUAAAAAAAACAAUAUUAGUGGUUGAUAAAAGAAGUAGGUGAAAUUGUGAAGUGUUUAUUAUCGCAUUAAAUGUGCUAAUUGAAAAAAGUUUAUUGUGUAGUAAAAAAAUUGAUUAGCCAAAGUGCAGAAAAAGUGAGUGAAAGUGUUGUGCAAAAAGUGUCGAAAGUUAUAUCUUAAGCAACCGUCAUAAAUUGUGAACCGAAUCAUUCCGUUUGAUACUAGCGACUGGGCGUUAAUGUGUUGAACGAGUAAAUCCCAUUGCCGAACGUAUUAAGACUGUUCAUCAUUAAAAUUAAUGCCCACAAACUAAACGAGCCGGCACCGCUGGGCAUCGGGGGUUCAAUUCCCAUCCGGAUCAUCACGUAGCAUUACGGAAACCGUCACGUUCGCCUCGUGUGUGGAUGGUUUUUAUCGAUGAACCACACAACUCAGCUACGUUAAAAUCAUCAUCAUCUAAAUUCUCGGUAGUCUGAUUGGUUUUCAAUCAAUCUGCCACCGUUUUGCACCCAACAGUUCACCCUCGGACACUCUAGACAGCUUUCAAGUCGUUUGGGGAGAUGAUCACGAACAAACGCUAUCAUAACUAAAACAACCCUUGCCAACCACACUCACACACACACCUACAUACACACACACACUCAAACAUAUAAGCCAAAUGAAAUCCCGAUCCGAUGAGCCAAGCUCAUCAGCAUGCCCGACCCCAAUGUCCAACGGUACAUCACGAUCUUGCACGAUCGAACCUACGGGGAUAAGCUGUCAGCACGGAGGCUUUCGUCACAAAUCGCAUCGCUGGCAUCAUCGCCAUGGAUGGCCCUUGGGAUCGCCGACCGUCGCAGCACUGCUGGCAGCACUCUCAACACUCGGCGUGUUCACGGUCACACUCGCGACAACCAAAUCCGGAAGCGCUUCCAAUCCUGCCGUACUGAUCUCGCACGAUGAACCAACUGCACUAGCUCUUGCCGCAGCCGCUGGCCAAAAACAGUCGCAGCAAACGUACUACAACAAUCGGGGCGGUAACAAUCCGCCACGGCAACAGUGCGCCCUGUCCGAACACACCUGCACAAAUGGACGGUGCAUUCCGUGGGACAAGUACUGCAAUAAUGUAAAUGACUGCGGUGAUGGUAGCGACGAACCACGCUUCUGCACACGAUGCAACCGUACGUACUAUGGCAACAUUGGACUGACGUAUAAUCUGGAGUUGCACCGACCGAAGGAGGACCGGAUACCGUACGUGUGCAUCCUAACGUUCACAGCCGCCGGUGGCAACUACGGUGACAUCGUGCAGGUGACGCUCGAUAGUUUCACCCUCGGACGAUUCGUGUCGUACACGGAAAAUGGCUGCCCGGACGGUUAUCUGCAGGUGUCCGAAGCGAAACGUGCCAAUGUCGGUGGCAUGUGGUGUGGUACGACCUGGGGACCGGCCAUCUUCUACAGCGAAACCGAUUCCCUGGUCAUGACGAUUAAGCUGUUCAAACUUUCACGUGACCAGAGCGGGUACAACUUCGACUUCCGGAUACAGUACAAAAUGUUGUCCCGUGCUAGUGCGGUCGUACGGUACGGUGGACACCGGCACGAGUACAUCCCACCGUGGACGAAUGUCACGUACAUCCCGAACUAUCCGCUGAUCGAGGACUUUACUAACUCGACCGCCCACUCCGAGCACCAGACGUACCAGGAAACUGGUCUCGGUACAGGAUCCGGCCAGCAACGCAAUCGUAUGAUAUCGCUCGGUGCUAACGAUCUGCCCUAUCCGAUGACCUACGACAAUAUGACGCGCGGCAUUGGACUGCAGCGCGGUGGUUCCACAACGCUCCACGGCGGUACUUCAAUGUUUGGACGUAUGAAUGGUUCCACCGACUGGAUGCCGCUCGGACCCGGUGUACCACCCCGCAAGCAACUCAACUACACCGAACCGCAGUACUACCUAGGGGAUCUUAUGCAGGGUACGUUCUGCUCGCGAAUAUUCACCAACUGCGACAAGAAGGUGUGCCGUUUGCAGUCACCCAACUUUCCCGGCAUUUACCCAAGGAAUUUGACGUGCUAUUUUGCCGUUAGACAGCACGAUGUACCGCCAGGUAAGCAUGCGUUCAUCGUCAUCAGCCAACCGAAGGGUAACCUCGUGUGGAUAUCGACCGAAGCAUCAGCCGGCGCUGCCUCGAACGCUGCCCGUGGGGAUGAGAAAGAAAAGCACAAACCUCGCCUGCAGACCUGGAACGAAUGUGACAGUGUGCAGGACAGCACAAAUCCGAAGUGGAAAUCUACGGACUACAUUACUGUCUAUGAUGGGUACACGACACGCGAUCCAAUCAUUUUGAAAAUUUGCGGUGGUGGUCAAGCAAUACCGCAAGCUAUCUCGAGCGGUCCAGAGCUGUUGGUAGAGUUCACCACAUCACCUUACGGUACCUUCAAUACACCGCAAACCAGUGGACAUUCGCUGCAUGGUUUUCAACUUGAGGUCUCGGUACGUUUUGUUGACGUCCAGACUCCGACGUACGCGAAAAGUAAGCGUGUCUGUGAGUUUUGGCUUCGUGGAACUGGGCACGGUUUGUUGCAGAAUCCCUUACACUCGCUAGCGCCCAACACAACCUGCCUCUAUCAUCUGCAGGGUACUGAAGCUCGUGCACUGGAUGCAAUUAAUAUUCCACGACGCUCGGGUGCACUAUCCACCUCGCCGACUCGUUUCAAGGUGUGGAUAUCAGUACUGAAGUUCGAGCUAGCGCCUGAAUUCGGUGCCACCGAAGAACAGCUGCUACAGUACCAAAGGACGGAGGAUUGCAGUGGGAUGCUAAGAAUAUGGGAUGGACCUCUUAGAGAGGUUCCCAGCUGUAAGGAUUUCGACUGUCUCACCACCGAUAAGGAUGGAACACAGCGGAGCAGCAUACGAUUCGGUGCCAACACGACCAACAUUAUUGCCCGGUACUGUCGCGGUUCCGUACCGAGAUCUUGCGAUCAUGGCAUCCUCAAUAUGAGCAGCUCGCGACCAUGCACCUUGUCGGAGAGUUACGUCUCAAGCAGUGACUUCGUCACAUUGGAGCUGAAAACAUCCGAUUCAACCGUGCUUCGUCCACUACAGUUUGCACUGCGGUAUGAAUUCGUCGAUCUUCUACAGGAUGGAACCGCUAUCGGGGGCGAAAAUGAAUGUCAUCGACGUUUCGCCAGCAGCCAGAUGGAACGCAAGGGACCGCAUCCUAUACGAAGCGUGCGUAACAUAUUCCUCUUCGGCCGUGGUGGAGCAAAACAUUUACACUGCAUCUAUCGCUUCGAAGCACAGCGCGGUGAACGUGUACGUAUCGAAAUUAAUCGUGCCAUGACCGGCAAUCGGACGUGUGACUCACGUGUUGAUCCUGAUACGGGUCGAUCGUACUGCUUCGGCGAUAGUACGGCCCGGGUCGAGAUCUUCGAACGUCCCUGGCACGAAUCGAUUCUCUUUCCGCGUGGAUGUAUCUGCAAUUCGACCAAUAAUUCCUACCUGCCGAUCGUGUUCACAUCUACCGGUCGCGAGGUUGAGAUACACUUCAGUGCUGCCAACAUGACCAAUGGGGAUGAUCCCGAUUCGCUCAACUUUGAGGCAUCGUACGAGUUUGUGAAGGGUCCAAUGAUGUGCAAGGACGUGCGUCGUAAGAACGCCAUCACCGGUGUAGUUAGUCUCUCGUCGGGUGAGAUCGAAUGUCGUAACCGCCCAUGGCUGAUAGAACCCUCCUAUGAUCGGUAUCUGUAUAUACGUCUCAAGGCGCUGUUCCUGCGUAAAUUCAAUCCAGCUACGCCGCUUGCAUAUAACGCUAGCUUUAGUGCUGUAACACCGAUACGCUGUUACACUAAAUCACGCGUCAUCAUAACAAAUGGGGAAGGCAUUUCGGUGACCGCCUGUCCGCUCCCCGAGGAGACCAAACAUCGGCACGUGGUGGAGGUGUUCAGUGCCGGCUGGGGUCGUAAGCAUCCGUUCUUCGGUGCCGAAGCAUCACGAGUCGUGUCGGUGGAAUUCCUCAAUCCGGACGAGGGUGGCCAUUAUGCGUUUAGUUGGCUGGAGCUUACGAAACGUCCAUCGGCAAGCUAUGCUUUAGUACAGGAAGAAUGUCCCUAUCUUUGUCCCGAUCUGAACGCUUGCGUGAAUGCUUCCAUCUGGUGCGAUGGCAUCGAGCAGUGUCCUUCGGGAGAGGAUGAAGCCUUUACACACUGUUCUGCAUUGCUUCGGCUACCAGCAGAGAUACUGGCUGGACUGAGUGUACUUCUGCUGGUGUUAUGCUGCGGACUAUUCGGAUAUCUAUACAGAAAAAUCAAACGAAACUGUCGACGCACGAGCGUUCUCCAGACGCGCCUGAAAUCGCUCAGCUCGAUGGAUACGGCCGUGUUCGAGGACAAGGAGGUGAUUUGCUGACAAAACGACAAUUCUGUACGGUACGUCGAAAUCGACCGCGUUACCACGGUCUGACCGCGUCAUCGCGCAACAUCAGAUGCCGUACAGAAUUGUCUUCCCAUGCAACUAAACCAAACCGACGAUAUGCCAAACGAUCGCCAAAUGAGCGACAUCAGUGAGCAGCAGGAAUAUGAUGGACUGAGCAAUAAUAGCAGCAAAGUAUCGUGUACUUCUUUUCUACUCUCGGUACGCAGCACCACAUCACCGUGGUGGCGUGUAUCACCGGACGAUAGAGGAUUACUACUGAGAGUGUCGCUACACUAGCUGCUAAAACGAUUAAGCAAAAGAGCAACAAACUAACUAACUUUACUACUUGUAGCGGAUGUAGUGGAUGUAGCGAAACUAAUCAUUACUACUAGGAACAAAAUAAACGGCACCGGAAAUCCGGAAGCCAUCUGUUAGUCAUUCUAAUUCUACAAUUUUACUAUAGACCGCGUAGGAUGAACAUAAAAGGCAGAAAGCAGAACAUAAAUCAAAAUGGAAAAGGAACUGUCCCCACUGUCAAAACAUGGGAGCCAAAAUUGAAGCCCUUCGACCUCGGGAUGGGGAUGAGGUCACACACUACUAUGUACUACGUUUUAGUAUUACUUCUAGUAAACGAUACAAAUCAAAGAACAAAACAAUUACUAUGUUAUAAUUGAUAGCUGAGAGGUUAAAUGGACGAGAUUGGAUAGAUGGACUGGUUGUGCGGCGGCGGAUCAUAUGUACUACCCCCUUGGAAGAGUAAAAUCAAAACAUCCAAAAACAAGUGCUCCAAGCUUAAUGGAUAGAACUUGCUUGUAAUAGUUCCCUAACACACAGAAUGGGUAAAAAAGUCGAUUAUACUUUUACUCCGUACUAGUGUGCGAUCUCUUUACGAUUCAAAUCUAGCAAACAAAUUGUGUACUUUUGCUCUCACUUUUUCUCUGUCGAGCACGCAAACUUGUGCCCCUUAUCCCCAAUAUCCUUUUCCUUGUCAGAGUGACCACUAAACGUUGUACUACAAAACAAUCCAACUUUUUGCAGAGCUUUUAACGAACGUUUAUCAAACACAAGGGUACACAGACCUGCUGUCAGCUGUCUCUAUGACCGUGUCCGUAUUUAUGCCUCAAUUCUAUGGAGGGUUUAAGAAGCGAACGAGUAUUAUUAGUGGAAGGAGAAGUAUAGGAUUUAUUAGUGAAAUGGUUAAAGCAGCAACAUGCGUCGGUUACAUUAAAUGGAGGAUGUAAAAAAAACGAACCGAUCUUAACGGUAUCGAUAUGGACUUGUUCAUUAUUAAUUGAAUUUAAUUAUAUCUAAUCAGCGAGGGUAAGGGAGUGUACAAAACAAAACAAAAUGGCUGGUAUGAAAAAAAGUCAUAAAGCAUCCCAUGUGCUGAACAGCAUAUUAAAAUCGAUUAAAUCAAACAAUUUAAAAGCAAACAAAAUGAUAAGACGCGAAUGAUGAGAAUUUUAAAACUUACAUUAAACGUAAAUAGAAUAUAAUAAUCGCAGUCGCAGACUAAAACAACAUUAACUAACAAAGUAACGCUCGGUAACACUUCCCUUCACUGUGGCCCGUUACGAGGCGAAAACCGAUCAGGAGAGAAGGCAAGAUGAUACGAUCCGGAUCCUUUUUUGCAGUGUGGUGUCGAGAUAGACAAACAAAAUAAAAAAAAUGUUUCAUAAUGAAUAUAGGUCUGUUGUGCGGUUUGAAUUCAAUUGUUAGAUCCUUCCUGGGACGAACACGAGUUACGUAGAUAACUAGUUUAUUAAUGAUAGAAUCAACAGGAAGAAGAAAUAAAAACUUAACGUACAGAAUAUAUCCCAAAUCGAAUCGGCACAACGUUCAUGGUUGUCCGUAAUGAGCGAUUUUUUCCACUUUAAAAUAAAACGGACCAAAACUAAUGCUAUACUGGGGCUUACACUUACCGAUCGUAAGGGAAAAAGCCUGGAUCGUGAAAGGAUCGUGUACAUACGAGUAAGUGUUACGGUGGGAAUUGGUGCAAACUACUGCCAUUACAUUUUGUAACGGGAAGUUCUGUCACCACACCACGACCACUAAUGACUAGAAAGAGCGGUGACAAACAAAAUGGACGAACGCAGCAAACUCCAGCAUGAUUUUCCGUUUAUUAGGUUAGUUUGGUCAUAUGUAAUAUGGCGGCGGUCCAGAAGAUAGAUUAUUAGUCAAUUUACCAUGGCGGUAGCAUACGGAUUUCCAACAUGUGACGUCAAACAUUUCAGGACACACUAUAGUAUGAGUAAGAGCGUUUAAAAUACAUUAAAACUGCCAACUCGUUACUGUGAAAACCAAAACACUCGGUCACUGAUAUUUGGAACAACUCGCAAUCGUUAAGAUCAUACCGGAAGUUCAUCGUUCAUAGGCAAAUAACAAAAACGAACCCUCUAAACUGCCAAAUGCGUUCGAUUUUGACACGCCUAAUGUUAUUUACAUGGCCGGUCCGGUUAUCUAUUGUCUAUUGAGGUCUUUCAGUUACACGUACCGCCAUUUCGUUGUACUUUAAGAUGCAGUUAACGAUGCUAACCGCCAUACUGUCCAUUAACGUUUACACGAAUCCACGAAUUCUCGGAAUCGGAACCAUUGACCCUGAAACCAUUGGUGGUGAAAAGAAAUUUGAAAUUACACAACCAAAAACUGCCAAACUUGUUGAGUAAAUGAAUUAAACUAUCAAUCCUUUAUUAUGAACGGGUGUAAACACUUUUUUCGCAUUCAAAUUAGUGUAAUUCGAUUUGUUAUCAGUAAACUCGCUGCAUGACAACAAACGAUGUGACAGAACGACACCUGAAGGUUAGUAAAAAUGGAACAAUGUUAAUAGAUGUAAUUCAAACUAGUCAUGGAGCUCACACACGAACACAAGUGAUCCUUUCCCAUAAGUCAGCUAUAAAAGAAAUUCGGCCUUGAGCCUACACAAAAUAAAGUCAAACACGUAAACACACACACACCUGUUAGAGAAUGCAAAGACAGGAAAGGAUUCACUAGUAAACACUUGUUAAAUCUGAUGCAAGAAUUACAAACAAAAAACAACUCAAACUAAUGCUGCGUUUACUACCUUUGCUGAGUUUAAUAGCUAAUUUAGAAUGGAGAAGCACUCCGCAUUCUUUUUAUCGACAUGCGACACACAUCGGUGUAAAUAGAUGGAUGUGAUACGUUCGAAUGUAGUGAAACAACGUUUGGAGCGGGAAGGUCCUUUCUCCACUUCUUCAGGAGUAUCGAUUUCCAACAAACAGCACUCAAUCGCCACUGUCCCGAAACAGAACUACAUGAGACAGAAGGAAUGUUUCUAAACCUUCUCGCAAACAACCAGAAAACAAAAGUUUUACAAAAACAAUAGGAUAAACAAAUACAAUUUUUCCCCAUUACAAACUUGCCAAACAAUGUAGAAUGAAAAAAAAAAACAAUGGAAACGUUUCCUGAACGAAACCUCCUGAUAAUUCAUAGCAAUAGAUAAAACAUGCGCCCAAUGCUCGUAUCCCAAUUUUCUCUACCAAAAUUGUUGUAAAAUAGUUAAACAACACAUCCUUUACAACAAAAGAAAAUCUACAGAAAAAAGACAGUUACAAAGUAGAAAACCAAUCGCUUAUUAUGAUGAAACAAAACUGACAAAAGCACCAUAUAAAGAAAAACAAUACGCAAAAAUGAUAAAACAAACGGAAAGAAAACAAAUAAAUUACACAACAAACAAACUAAAAACAAACGGUUGCACUUCUCAAUUCUGAUUUACCUCAAGAUAAAGAGGCAUAUAUGAAAAAAGCAAGACGAAUCCAAGACUUCAUGACAAUAAAAAGGGGUGGACGGCAGGCAGUGGUGUCGAUUAGGACGGUGGAUAAUUGUUUAAACUGUGAACAGGAAGUAGAAACAAAAUGGUUGGA